Gastrolobium bilobum is the source of this 1350-nucleotide messenger RNA. RefSeq lists its product as uncharacterized. Lineage: Eukaryota; Viridiplantae; Streptophyta; Magnoliopsida; Fabales; Fabaceae. The transcript has 4 exons. The record is from RefSeq and is a predicted model, not a curated record. The coding region runs from base 1 to 1350 and encodes 449 amino acids.
AUGCAGUUUUAUUUCCAGCAUCCAGAUCGGAUAGGUGAGUUAAAUCAUACACUUAUUGUUCUAGUUCCCAAAGUUGAAAGACCUUGUUUGAUGAAGCAAUACAGGCCAAUAGCCCUUUGUAAUUCUGUGUACAAGGGACUUAGCAAAUUUCUUGCUAACAAAAUUAAACCUCUUCUUGCGGAGCUUGUAUCUCCAAAUCAGUUUAUCAGAGCAGUGUUGGAAGAUUUGAAGUUACCAGGGGAUAUGGUAGGAGCUAUAAUGGGUUGUGUGACUAGUCAUGUCUUAGAGGUUCUUUGGAAUGCAGUUAGAAACCUUAACUUUCAAUCUCAGAGGGGAAUUAGACAAGGGGAUCCAAUAUCCCCUUAUCUUUUUGUUCUCUGUAUGGAGAAGUUAACCCAUUUAAUCAUGGAUGAAGUGGAGGUGAAGAACUGGCAACCAAUUAGAGCAGGCAAAUCUGAACCUCCCAUCUCCCAUCUUAUGUUUGCUGAUGACAUCAUUCUCUUCGCUGAAGCUUCUCUAAGCCAAUUAAAUUGUAUUGCUCACUUCCUGCAAAAGUUCUCAAAGAUGUCUGGACAAUGUGAGGUUGUGAAGUCCAUUAUUGAUGUUAGUGGGUUCAAAAAGGUUAAUAACCUUGGCAGUUAUUUGGGAUCUCUGAUGAGACAUGGUAGAAUAAGAAAGGAUCACUAUGCUGAUAACAAUACUCUUCCUGUUCAUGUUUGCCAAGAUAUUGAAAAGCUGCAAAGAAACUUUACUUGGGGAGACCUAGAUUCUAAAAGAAGAGCUCAUGACGUAGCCUGGGAGCAUCUAUGUCAGCCAAUGGAUUGUGGUGGUCUUGGCAUUAUCAACCUCAGGAUACAAAAUGAAGCUUUUAUGCAGAAGCUGGCUUGGCAACUUAUCAAAGACCAGAAUAGUCUUUGGGCUCAGGUACUACUAGGCAAGUAUGGUAGGAACCAUGAUCCUAACCGUAGCUUGAUAGCAAAACUGAGUGAUUCUACAUUGUGGAAGAAUAUUUGUAUAGCUAGAACUAAGUUGUCCCAGCAUCUAGAGUGGGUGGUUGAGAAUGGAAAAACAGCUUGUUUCUGGACAGACUACUGGGGAGAUUGGCAAAGCACUCUGCUUGAACUUGCUUCAGUCAAACCUCCUAUAUCUGACCUAGUUCUCAAAGUUUGUGAUGUAGUUGAUCCAAGCACAAAUGGUUGGAAUUGGAAUUAUCUGGAAAAAUACUUUGAUGCUUUUAUUUGCAGCAAGCUGAGCAAAUAUUCCUCCCCUAUUCUCAGCAACUCAGAUGACUGGCUCAAUUGGAAGAAGAGUAUUCCAGGUAAAUCUAUUGUGAAGAAUGCUUACUGCUAA